Molecule: messenger RNA, 1185 nt
Organism: Lytechinus variegatus (green sea urchin)
Lineage: Eukaryota; Metazoa; Echinodermata; Echinoidea; Temnopleuroida; Toxopneustidae
Gene: mettl1
Product: tRNA (guanine-N(7)-)-methyltransferase-like
Exons: 6
Coding region: 155-895 (246 amino acids)
Biological process (GO): tRNA methylation; RNA (guanine-N7)-methylation
Cellular component (GO): tRNA methyltransferase complex
Molecular function (GO): tRNA (guanine(46)-N7)-methyltransferase activity
Source: RefSeq, a predicted model, not a curated record
UUCAUAAAUUUUAACUUUCGAGAUAGGCUGCAUGCAGAGCCCAAUAGGCCUUUUGCAAAAGAAGAACUGACCCCGAUCACAUGCGAAGGAACGUCACGGAAGAAAGAAAAGUAAUCUAUCUUGACGCUCAAAGCUCUGUGGUAAUCACGUCAAGAUGGCGACGCCCACGACCACGAGACAGCUUCCUCAAAAGAAGUUUUAUAGGCAGAGGGCACAUUCGAAUCCAAUGUCAGAUCACACUUUUGAAUAUCCUUUGAAUCCAUCUGAAAUGGAUUGGAGCCAAUACUACCCAUCUUCUCUCCUUGAUGCCAAGUGUAAAGUGGAAUUCCUGGAUAUUGGAUGUGGAUAUGGGGGUUUAUUGGUUUCCCUGUCACCACUCUACCCAGAGAGCCUGAUGUUAGGUAUGGAGAUUCGAAUCAAGGUGUCUGAUUAUGUGCAGCAGCGCAUUGAGGCAUUGCGACAAAAUCAUCCAAAUUCCUAUUCCAACAUUGCAUGUAUUCGAUGCAACGCCAUGAAACAUCUCCCAAAUUUCUUUGAGAAAGGACAGCUGAAGAAAUUAUUCUUCCUAUUUCCUGAUCCUCAUUUCAAAAAGACCAAACACAAAUGGAGAAUCAUCAGUCCAACUCUUCUUGCAGAAUACGCUUACGUCUUAGGAGAAGGGGGCCUGGUGUAUACAAUCACUGAUGUCAAGGAGAUGCAUGAAUGGAUGUCACAUCACAUUGAGGAACAUCCUCUAUUCCAGAGGUUAUCAGAGGAAGAGAUGAAUAUGGAUCCGAUCGUCAAGGCACUCUAUGAAAGCACAGAGGAAGGUCAGAAGGUCACCAGAAACAGUGGAGAGAAAUUCCCUGCAGUCUUCCGAAGGAUUCCGGAUCCUUGGACCCUAACUACUUCAUAACAUUAAACACCUAAUGCUCCAAACAAGAGGUUUAUUUCAACCUGCAAUGAUUUGACAGGUUAUAAGGAGAAUAUCUUCAAUCCCUCCAUUAUAAUGGCAUGUCAGAAUCAGACAACGUCUCUCUUGGCAUUUAGCAGCAUCACUAAGCCAAGAGAGGAUUGCUAGGUGCUGACGUCCAUGUGCCCUCUUUUCUGCAAUAGCACCAGUAAGGGCGAAUGCCUUUAAAGACUGUGGCCCAAGAACCAUAUUUCUUCAAACAAUGCUUUGAAAGGGUAUAAGGAGAAAAUCUU